Ruditapes philippinarum (Manila clam) is the source of this 877-nucleotide messenger RNA. Its product is annotated as coadhesin-like. The transcript is spliced from 8 exons. The record is from RefSeq and is a predicted model, not a curated record. The annotation marks the transcript as partial. Lineage: Eukaryota; Metazoa; Mollusca; Bivalvia; Venerida; Veneridae.
AUGGCAAAGCGACAGGGCAACAUCACGGCAACGCGCUGCAUGACAACGCGCCGUUUGAUGUGCUUUGCUAGCAACAGGACGACAAGACGACAGUCUGCCAAUAUAGCGACAGAACAAAAAGAAACACUUGAAUGUUACAGCAACUUCUGCUCAAAUGUUGUUGAUAAAGUUAAAUGCAAUAUCACAACGAGCACUCUGUCCUGUUCAGCUGGUCAGUCCUGUUACCAAAAUCUGACGGCAGGACAACAGAGUCUUGGGUGCAUUGAUAAUCAGAAUUGUGAUUCGCAUGCUGCAGUUUCUACAAUUGUUGGAAGAGGUCUUGUAUCUAGGGAAACGUCAUUGUGUUUCGAAUGCUGCUCCACCGACCGUUGUAACUCCGCCCUUUGUCUCCAUCCUAAACGUAAGAGUGACGCAAGAGCAUGUAUGGAUGACGAAUCGGUGGACUGUGCUAGAUUGAAUUCUAUUUUUAGCAUCUGUAGUGACGUAGCACACGCUAAAAGCGUGUGUGCAAAAUUCUGUGGACUCUGUAUCGUUGACGGAAACUGGACAUUAUGGUCUACAUGGAGUAAGUGCGAUGUAACCUGUGAAAAUGGACACCAAACUCGGACUAGAACCUGCACUCAUCUGGCACCAAAGAAUGGUGGCCUUAAUUGUGUUGGAGACGGGAUAAUGACAAAAGUUUGUAAGAAAGAACAACCAUGCCCAGUUCAUGGCGGAUGGAGUGAUUGGUCACAUUGGGGUACAUGUUCAGUAACUUGUGACAUGGGUUUGCAGCGUCGCACGAGGACAUGUUCUAAUCCACCACCAAGUUUUGCUGGAAAUCAUUGUUUCGGAGACAAUUCUAAAACACAACUUUGCAUGCCUUCACCAUGUGCAA